Messenger RNA from Morus notabilis, 891 nucleotides. Its product is annotated as cysteine-rich repeat secretory protein 11. Lineage: Eukaryota; Viridiplantae; Streptophyta; Magnoliopsida; Rosales; Moraceae. The transcript is spliced from 2 exons. The record is from RefSeq and is a predicted model, not a curated record. Gene Ontology annotation, cellular component: plasmodesma. Gene Ontology annotation, biological process: plasmodesmata-mediated intercellular transport; transport of virus in multicellular host.
AUGAUCAUGCUGUUCUGUUUUGCAGUUUCCCUGCCAUCCGUGAAACCGAUUUCUAACGAAAGCAGCUUAGUAUACAAAAGUUGUGCGGAUCAAACGCAUCUUAGUUCAACCAUGUCUCACGCACAAACCCUUUCAUCUCUUUUUGAAGAGCUAGUUCUUCAAUCCUCUAAAUCAAAGUUCUUCAAAACCACUCAUGGCAGUGAUGAUGAUCAGACGGCGAUUUAUGGUUUAUUUCAGUGCAGAGAAGAUAUCAGCAAUGAGGACUGUGGAAACUGUGUGAAAGCUCUACCUGCCAUGUCGAGCAGCCUCUGUAAACAAGCAGAAUCAGCUCGGGUUCAGCUUCCGGGCUGCUAUAUCCGCUAUGAACCCGAUUGGCUUCCAAAUGAGUACUCCGAAAACAAACUGCUUCACAAAACUUGUGGGGAACCAAACCCGUUGAUUGGCGGGUUUGUGGAGAUGAGGGACGCAGCGUUUUCCGCUUUGGAAGGUGGCAUAGCAAGCAGCGGAGGGUUCUGUAAAACGAGCUACGAAUUGGUGCAAGUAAUGGCACAAUGUGAAGGGGAAAUGGAAGCUUGUGAAUGCGGAGAGUGUGUAAACAAGGCUGUUCGGAUUGCUCAAGAAGAAUGUGGUACUGCUGUUUCGGGUGAAAUUUACUUGGACAAGUGCUUUAUGAGCUAUUCUUACAGUCCAGAAGGUGUACCUGGCAGGUUGAAUCCAGGUAAGUGAUAUGCUUCACAUCCAUCUCAUUUAAGAGAAAGCAAAGGCGGUAACAGCAGCAAUGGGAAAAUAGUGGCAAUUGUUCUGGGAGGGGCAGCAGCUUUGGUUGUAGGAUACAUAUUUCUCUUGGUCCUUAAAUCUUGGAUGAAGAAAGAUGAUGAUGAUUUGGUGUAG